Messenger RNA from Dioszegia hungarica, 1845 nucleotides. Its product is annotated as phosphoglucomutase. NCBI's taxonomy places the organism in Eukaryota, Fungi, Basidiomycota, Tremellomycetes, Tremellales, Bulleribasidiaceae. Gene Ontology annotation, molecular function: phosphoglucomutase activity; magnesium ion binding. Gene Ontology annotation, biological process: carbohydrate metabolic process. Gene Ontology annotation, cellular component: cytosol. The transcript is spliced from 5 exons. The record is from RefSeq and is a predicted model, not a curated record. Bases 1 to 1845 code for a protein of 614 amino acids.
AUGACGCAGUACAUAGCUGGUGCCGCACUGACCCUGCGCUCCAACCAAGCUCCAACUCUGCUCCAACGCGACCACUUCCCAUCAAUCUUCCCAUCAUCUACCCAUACUACACACACACACCACACAAUGUCCUACGAAGUCAAGACAGUCACCACCAAGCCCCACCCGGGUCAAAAGCCCGGCACGUCCGGUCUCCGCAAAAAGGUCAAGGUCUUCCAACAGGAGCACUACACCGAGAACUUUGUGCAGGCCAUCCUCUCCGCUAUGCCCGGCGGGGCCGAAGGCAAGACCCUCGUCGUUGGCGGUGACGGACGUUUCUUCUCCCCCGAGGCCGUCCAGAUCAUCCUCCGCUUGAGCGCCGGAAACGGCAUCAAGAAGAUCAUCCUCGGCAAGGACUCGAUCCUCUCCACGCCGGCGGUAUCGGCCCUUAUCCGUCAGCUCAAGACGGACGGCGGGAUCCUCUUGACGGCGUCGCAUAACCCCGGUGGACCGGAGAACGACUUUGGCAUCAAGUUCAACACGGAUAAUGGCGGACCGGCGCCGGAGGAGGUGACCAACAGGAUCUACAAGAUCUCCGAGGGGAUCAAGGAGUACAAGCAGAUGGACCUUCCGGAUCUCGACAUCUCCAAAGUCGGCGAGUUCACCCACGGCCCCCUCGCCGUGUCCAUCAUCGACCCGGUCACCGAGUACAUCAAGCUCCUCAAGGAGAUCUUUGACUUUGACAUGAUCAAGGCCUGGCUGCACGAGACGAGCCCCAAGCCGACCGUCCUCUUUGACGCCCUCAACGGUGUCACUGGCCCCUACGGUCGCGCCAUUUUCGUCGAGGAGCUCGGUCUCGACGAAUCCUCCAUCCAAAAUUGCGUCCCCAUGCCGGACUUUGGCGGAUCCCACCCGGACCCGAACCUUACCUACGCCCACGACCUCGUCGCGCGCGUCGACAAGGAGAAGAUCCAGUUCGGCGCGGCGUCAGACGGCGAUGGCGACCGGAACAUGAUUUACGGGUACCACGCGUUCGUGACCCCCUCGGACUCGGUCGCUAUCAUUGCGGACUGGGCCGAGAAGGCCAUCCCGUACUUUAAGAAGGGAGGCGUCAAGGGAUUGGCGAGGUCGAUGCCUACGUCGGGCGCGAUUGACCUCGUCGCCAAGGAGAAGGGAUUGGAGGUGUUUGAGGUGCCGACCGGAUGGAAGUUCUUUGGGAACUUGAUGGAUGCGGGCAGGUUGAGCAUUUGCGGUGAGGAGAGUUUCGGGACGGGAAGUGACCAUAUUCGUGAGAAGGACGGUGUGUGGGCUGUCGUCGCGUGGAUGUCGAUUCUUGCCGCUGCCAACAAGGAGAAGGCUGGUCAGGGGAUCAACGACGUUCUCAUGGCGCACUGGAACAAGUACGGCCGGAGCUUCUUCUCCAGGUACGACUACGAGGAAUGCGAGUCUGAAGGCGCCGAAAAGAUGAUGUCCCACCUGCGCGACACCUUUGCCUCGUCCGGAUUCGUCGGCAAGUCCCUCAAGGCCACCACCUCCUCCACGUCAUUCACCGUCAAAGAGGCCGACGACUUUUCAUACACCGACCCCAUCGACGGUUCCGUCUCCAAGAACCAGGGGCUCUACAUCAAAUUCGAGGACGGCUCGCGCAUCAUCUUCCGGCUCUCGGGGACGGGAUCCAGCGGGGCGACGGUGCGUCUCUACGUGGAAAAGUAUAGCAAGGACGCGAGCGAGUAUGGGCACGAUGCGCAGGAUGGGCUCAAGCCGCUCAUUGAGGUCGCGUUGGCGACUAGCAAGUUGCAGGAGUUUACCGGGAGGGACAAGCCGGAUGUGAUUACGGUGAGUGCUGCUGCUUCGGGGAUGAGAUGA